Messenger RNA from Andrographis paniculata, 858 nucleotides. RefSeq names its product 17.8 kDa class I heat shock protein-like. The record is from RefSeq and is a predicted model, not a curated record. NCBI's taxonomy places the organism in Eukaryota, Viridiplantae, Streptophyta, Magnoliopsida, Lamiales, Acanthaceae. The coding region runs from base 181 to 657 and encodes 158 amino acids. The transcript has a single exon. Gene Ontology annotation, biological process: response to salt stress; response to hydrogen peroxide; protein folding.
GCGUGAACCGAAGCCGCCAUAAGCUUUCUUCAGAAUGCGCCGGAAAUCGCCAGAACACUUCAAUAGCCACUAUAAGUCGCCUAGCAGGCCUCGGCGAAGAACACCACCAAAUCCCCAAAGCAGUAGAAGCAAUCUUCAGUGUCCAGAGAAUCGUCUAAUUCUUCACUCGAACAGGUGAGAAUGUCUCUGAUUCCAAGCUUUUUCGGUAACCGCCGCAGCAACGUCUUCGAUCCGUUCUCCUUGGAUGUUUGGGAUCCGUUCGAGGGAUGGCCUUUAAACUCGGUCGCUAACGUUCCGUCCUCGGCUCGGGAGACCACCGCCAUCGCCAACGCUCGCAUCGACUGGAAGGAGACGCCGGAGUCGCAUGUCUUCAAGGUAGAUGUUCCUGGACUGAAGAAGGAGGAGGUCAAGGUUGAGGUGGAGGACGGCUCGAUCCUGCAGAUUAGCGGCGAGAGAAGCAAGGAGCAGGAGGAGAAGAACGAUAAGUGGCACCGCGUGGAGAGGAGCAGCGGCAAGUUCCUCCGCCGCUUCAGGCUCCCGGAAAAUGCGAAGCUGGAUAAUGUGAAGGCGGCGAUGGAGAACGGUGUUCUGACGGUUACUGUGCCUAAAGGAGAGGCGAAGAAGCCGGACGUCAAAGCCAUUGACAUCUCCGGUUAAAUCUGUCACAUCUAUACAUAUAUAUACAUACAAUUUCCUGCUUGUCAUUUCCAUUUCCGUUGCUCGUUUCCUUGUCUCGCGUCGGUGUGUUUGGCUUGAAUAAUGUCUAUUGCCUCUCUGUAAUGGAUCUGUGUUUGGAUCGAUGUGUUGAGUGUUGUAUGUGAUAUUGGUGUUGCUUUUGAACCGGUAUAAUUUCUUCAA